Messenger RNA from Olea europaea var. sylvestris, 2714 nucleotides. RefSeq names its product auxin response factor 9-like. The transcript is spliced from 14 exons. The record is from RefSeq and is a predicted model, not a curated record. Gene Ontology annotation, biological process: response to hormone; regulation of DNA-templated transcription. The coding region runs from base 339 to 2336 and encodes 665 amino acids. NCBI's taxonomy places the organism in Eukaryota, Viridiplantae, Streptophyta, Magnoliopsida, Lamiales, Oleaceae. Gene Ontology annotation, cellular component: nucleus. Gene Ontology annotation, molecular function: DNA binding; protein binding.
CAUAUAUGUAGAUAGAGACAGAGCAAUGAAUCAAGGCUUAUUCUAAGCUGUUUCUUGGGAUUCUGAACGGCAUUUUUUCUCACGUCCUCCCUCUUUGCACAUUUGGUUAAAGAAAAGAGAAGCAGGUUUUCCGGCGUCACUGUAAUCUCGCAGCUUUCAGUUGUUUCUUUCAAUGUAUAAAUUGGGCUUUAUUUUCACAUGUAGUAAUUAGUGCUGUUAAUACUGUGUAAUGAGGUGAAUUCAGUUUAUGUGUAUUAUAUUGUGAUAUUAUGUUAAUAUGAGUUUUGAUUGAGGAUUUAAAGAUCAGUUUAUUUAUCGAAACAAGAUUCGCUUUAAUCAUGACAAGGUCAUCUUAUCAGCAGAAAAAAUGUUCUCCAUCUCAAGGGUUUGGUGUUGAGAAUGUUUUGUAUCCAGAGCUAUGGAAGGCUUGUGCAGGUCCAUUGGUGGAUGUUCCAAAAAUGAACGAAAGAGUUUACUAUUUUCCACAAGGUCACAUGGAACAAUUGGAAGCAUCAAUAAAUCAGGAGUUAAAUCAGAGAAUACCGGUGGUCAAUCUUCCCUCAAAGAUCCUUUGUAGUGUUAUGAACAUUCAGCUACUGGCUGAACAAGAAACUGAUGAGGUUUAUGCACAAAUUACUCUGAUGCCCGAAGUAGAACAAACCGAGCCAAAAAGUCUAGAUCCAUGUCCUCCAGAGCCUCCUAGGCCUACGGUUCACUCGUUCUGCAAGGUUUUGACAGCUUCCGAUACAAGUACUCAUGGUGGAUUUUCCGUCCUCCGUAAGCAUGCGAAUGAAUGCCUUCCUCCUUUGGAUAUGACCCUGCAGACUCCGAGCCAGGAACUUGUGGCCAAGGAUUUGCAUGGGAUGGAAUGGCACUUUAAGCAUAUAUAUAGAGGCAAACCAAGUAGGCACUUGCUUACAACUGGAUGGAGUACAUUUGUCACUUCUAAGAGAUUAGUUGCUGGAGACUCUUUUGUAUUUUUGAGGGGAGUGAAUGGGGAGUUAUGCGUCGGAGUUAGACAUCAUGUUUGUCAACAGAGCUCCAUGCCAUCCUCUGUGAUUUCAAGUCAGAGCAUGCAUCUCGGAGUGCUUGCAACUGCAUCUCACUCUGUUGCAACGAAGACCCUCUUUGUUGUUUAUUACAAACCAAGAACAAGUCAAUUCAUCAUAGGCUUGAACAAAUAUCUCGAAGCUCUAAACCAUGGUUUCAGAGUUGGCAUGAGAUUCAAGAUGCAUUUUGAGGUCGAGGAUUCUCCAGAGAAAAGGUUCUCAGGUACAAUAACAGGAGUUGAAGAUAUUUCUCCUCAUUGGAAAGAUUCGAAAUGGCGAUCACUGAUGGUUCAGUGGGACGAACCUGCAUCCAUUCCAAGACCUGAAAGGGUUUCUCCAUGGGAGAUAGAACCAUUUGUGGCAUCAGUUCCCACGAGCCUGGUUCAGCCACUGGCAGCGAAAAAUAAAAGGCCACGAUCGCAUAUUGAAGUCAGAGUUCCUGAAAAUCCAAGUGCUGCAUCUGCUGUCUGGAAUCCAUCCCACGACUCACAUAAAGUAAUGGGCGUUCUUGAAGAAAAAAGGAGUGAACAAAUAGACGCAAGUGCCACUCUCAUCAAAAACAGAACUGACGACACAUUUGGAACUAAUGUAGAGGGAGACUGGCUAUCUUUUCCUCGUAUAAAUUCUUGUCUGAAUAAGUUUUCUGAAGAAACAGAAGAGAGCAGAAGUGACUCAGCUUGGUCUAUUUUGUCAAACCAUUCCACCCCAAAUUCCAGAAAACAGAGCAAUACUCUCAUAUCUUGCUUAAAUGAUGGGAGGAAAUUACAUACUUCUGCUACUUGCAGAUUAUUUGGUAUUGAUUUGAAAAGCCCUUCAAUGCUCGAGAAAUGUUUUUUGAAAUCAGUUGAUAUACCGAGUGAUGUUUCUGAAGGAUGCAUCCCGAAUCAACUGCUGCGGUUACAAGCACCAAUAAAGGAGGUUCGUAGCAGACAGAAUCACUCCACUAGAAGUUGUACUAAGGUUCAAAUGCAAGGAGUUGCUGUGGGUCGUGCUGUGGACUUAACUGUGUUAAAGGGGUUCGAUGAGCUUUUAAGUGAACUCGAAGAGAUGUUCGAAAUAAAAGGAGAGCUUUGGCAUCGACAUAAAUGGGAAAUUGUUUUUACUGAUGACGAAGGAGAUAUGAUGCUCAUGCGCGACUAUCCAUGGCUAGAAUUCUGUGACAAGGUGCAGAGGAUUUUCAUCUAUUCUACCCAAGAAGUGAAGAAAAUGAGAGCUAGAAGUAAUCUUCAUUUAUCUUCAACAGACAACGAAAGAGGAGGCUUUAACUUGGAAGUUGGUGGAGAUUAAAAUUACCUUCACAUAUUCUUCUUCAUUCCUGCUGCCUUUAAUUUGUUUCUUCUAUAGUAAUAGGGUCCUUUUGUGCCGUGGUAGAGGUACUUUGAGAAACUAUCUUGUUUGUUUCUCGCAUUUUGCUGACACUGGGUCAUCAAGAAGCAGUUUGCGACUUGAAAUUUUACUAGUAAUACUAGACUCUACAACGGUUACUAAUCGAGGGGUGGGUUAAGGAUUAGAAUCUGUGUAUAACAGAGGUGUCUCUGGUGAAUUUGGAUGGAUUUCUUUCUUGUCCUGUAUAUCUGAAUAUAAAUUCUUGACAUCUGGUUUAAAAAUUGCCAGCUUCUUUUGUAUUUUGUACUUCACUAAUUCAAGGCGUUUCCUUUCUUUCUA